UUUCACAAUGGGUUGUCCAGACUCUAAAAUGAGGAUUGACACUUAGAGUUUCCCCAAAUAGCCCUUUAAAGUAUCCAGAUGUCGCUUUUAGUGGCCAAUGUGGAUUUUGGUUGCCACACUUUUGAAAAUUGGGUCAUUUUUUCUUCACAGAGGCAAGAGGUUUCUGAAGAAAAUAUCCAACUGGUUAUUUUGAUGCUGCAUAAAAGUGUCAGUGUUUCCACUUCAGCUUUUAGGGUGGAAUUUAUAAAGCAGCAUAGGAAAUUAGAUGCCUGAGUCCAUAAUUCAAUGGAGUUGACACCUACUCUUUAGGCCUUAAGAUAUCCAAGCUGUCAUGUUGUUUUGCUCUAUAGGUUGGUUGGUUGAGUGGCAGAUUCCUUUCCACAGGGUAUUGUUUUGGAGUUAACAACCUCUGAUUUGCUCCGUUGAAAUGUCCGUGUGUGAGGAUAUUUGCUCUGCGAAUUACCGCAAGUGCGUGUCAAGCUCUCAGAGCUAUGCCUGGGUCACUUGCUCACACAUCUUCUGUGACCAGCACGGCUAGUGAGGGAAUUCAGCGUUCACAGCAGUCUGUCCUGCCUGCUAACAGUGCCUCUCUGGCAGAGACAUUGUUCGCACCGAGCCUAAGUCCCUCUGAAGACACAAGGCAUGGGUGUCGGCUGGACUUCGCCAGAGUACUGUGCUGGACAUCAGCUCCCGUGCACUCGCCUUCUGGACAAUCAGUAAACCACCCCAGGUGGGGCAUCAAUAUCAAGCACAUCACAAACAUCAUGAAUUAUCUCAGGAGAAGUAUGUCUCUAAUUACUAUCUCCAUUUUACAUUGGUCAAAGAAGCCUGUCAGACCUGUCAUAAUCUCACAUGGCAGGUUCCCAGGAGCGCCUAUCAGGAAUACACCUACAGCAAGGCUGAGGAGACACUGAAGCAGGAUGAGAAGAUACACCAGCAGCUGCAGAGCAAGGACAUGGAACUGACCUCCAUGAAGAGUGAGGUCUCCUCCCUGAAAGAAGGUGUGGAGGAGUACAAGAAGAAGUUCAGCGAGCUCUCUGAGAAGCUCAUGGGCGUAACCGCCAGCUACCAGAAGCUCCAGGCUCUAUUUCCUGGGGAUGCCACGCCAGUCCGGGGCAGGCGUGGAGAGGGAGACUUCCACUUCAAACCUCUUUGCCACAUCCCACCUGCGGGUGAAUCCAGCAACAGCUUUUCCCCUUCGCCUCUCAGCAAUGAGCUGGAGCCACAUCCUGGAGCCAGCAGGGCGUACAAGAUGAAGAGGAUAUAACCAGUAAUGUGCCUUCCACACCUGCCUCUUGGAAAUUCAGCCAAUCCGUCAGCGGGGGAAAGAGCGAAAAUGCAUAUUGUCUGGAUUUGAGAUUCUCCUCAGUAUUGGGAUAUUUCUUUUAGCUGUUAUAAUGUAAUCAACCUCUGAUUGGCACCAGAGAUUGUCUUGACUUUCAUCCUAGUCUGUAAUGCCCUGUCACCUCUGAGUGUCAAUUUCAUUGUCACAAAUCUGUCACCAACAGACUGUCCUUCAGACUGUAACCUCUCUCACCCUUGGACUGCCCCUCUCAGAUUGUAAAAUUGACACCUCUGACUGUAGUAUCCUAUCGCAUUUGGACCAAGAUCCUCAAGGCACCUAAAUACCUUUGAGGAUCUGGGCCUGGUUUGGAUGUACUCUCUUAAUAGGUUACAAUUCAUUGUUG
Chelonoidis abingdonii (Abingdon island giant tortoise) is the source of this 1688-nucleotide messenger RNA. The record is from RefSeq and is a predicted model, not a curated record. NCBI's taxonomy places the organism in Eukaryota, Metazoa, Chordata, Testudines, Testudinidae.